GGUGGAUAGUUAGAAAGGUUCACAAGAGGGCGAAAGAAGAGGCUGAGGAUUUUCUCGCCUGUCAAUUCCUUCUUUACCCCUCUUUUUCCCCUUUCAUUACGGCCACCUCCAUGGGUGCCCAAUGCUGUGAUGUAUGAGCCGUUAUAUCUUUCCUUUUACGCCUACCCCAGCGUGGUUCCUCCAGUGAGGGUACGAGGCGUCAUGGCUCUCUUCCUAGCUGUCGCGAUUCUAUGGGCACUUAUAUGGUUACUAUAUCGUGCAUGGCAAGUUUGUCAGACUCCGAACGAAGUACUGGUCGAAAAGCUCGGGUUGGACAUCCCUCCGCCACCAGAGGUUACUCUAGAGGAGAUUACCGCCCGUGAAGUUCGCAUCGCCUGGAAACUGCCCGACUUUCACAAUUCUAUCCACAAGCACAUUAUUCAAGUCAACGGCUCCAAAGUUGGUGAAUCGAAACGAGCGGAGACUGCGGUGGAAAUCUCAAACUUGGUGCCAGGAAGUAUAUAUCACAUUUGCGUCUUUUCCGUCAGUGCGGCAAAUUUUCAGACACCCAGCGCGGUUAUUCAUGUUCGGACGAAGCCUCUUCCUUUGUCGCAAUCUCAGCAAAAUGCCCCGGUUGGUAGCCCGACAAUUCGGGCCUCAAUCCCACGACCCACUGCUGGGUUGGUCGCUCCUUCCGCCCCUUUGAUGGCUCGCGAGCUUAGUGGAGGACAACUGCAAGGAAAACGUUCCUCCGCCGGACGGAAACAAUCUCCCGCGGCUAGCGGUGUCGACCUCCCGCAUGGUCAUCCAGAGGAUACUCAGAAACACGCAGCGCAUAGUGAUAGCAGUGAGACCUUGGAACGGUUGGCCGACAGGCUGAAAACUUUGCAGCAUGAGAAUGAAAAUGUGGAGAAGCAGGCAGCGGAGGAAGAGGAGGAGCAUAUCGCGCUUUUGAAAGAGCUUGAGAGACAGCGUGACCAGCUGAGAAAGCGUGUGAAGGAGAAGGACGAGGCCAGUGGCGAUUUGAAGAAGCACGUCAACAAGCUCGAGAGCGUCAAUCGAACCGUCCAAAAUGAAAAGGCCAAGCGCGAGAGGCUUCUGCAGCAGAAAGAGACUGAACGAAAGAAGCGCAAGAAGGAGAUUAUCCGUUGGCGCGAGGAGAUGGAGCGGAUGACUACUGAGGUUGCGCAGAUCAACGAGGAGAAGGCUCGCAUGGAAGAGGAAGGGAAAAGAAGUGCAGACGAGGUUCGAGAGAAGAUUGCCAAGGAGCAGGCCGAGAUGAAAGUUCUCGAUGAAGAGAUUCAGGACAAAGGUGGGCGGGGAGACAGCGAGGAUGGGAAGGAGUUGGACCGCAUCGACAACGAGCGAGCAAGGCAGUGGGAGGUCAAGUUGAGCAAUCUCAAUGCGCGAUAUGCUGCUUUAGUGAAUCUUCACGCACAGGCUCAGCAACAGUACCAAGAGGCCCAGGAGCGCCUCAAGUGGUUGACUACCCAGCGUUCAGGCAGCAGUGGACCGUUCACUCUGCCAGCUCUCGACCUGGACAUGUCAAAUACUGCGACUAUCCGUCCGCGCCGCCAUCGCAGCUCUCUCAACAGCAACGUCUCCUCCCCGAUGAAUUUUCCCGGCUUGGAACCAUCGUUCCCUGGCGCAAGAUCCGAUGCGGGGGAUCUCGAUCUUUCCUUCGGUAAUCCUCAAAUGAGCCCACGGGCUGAUGCCCUGCUCCCGUCUGAUCUUUUAGGGGAUGAAGAAUCUCCAGAACCCCCACGUCCAAUAGUUCGACCUCGUUUCUCAAACCUGGAAUUGUCCGAAUCGCAGCGGGAAAGCUAUUCGCGCGGCCCGUCGUCUCCUGAGUCUGCAGUGGGAAGCAAACCAGCUAGCAUUUUCGCCAGCCCCAAUGAGGAUCGCAAAGAGACCGAGCCUCAAUCUACACAUGUUGAUGAAUCUAGGGAUGCUCCUAAAAGCGCGACGAGAAGGCUGUCGGGAUUAUUUGGCUUCCAUCGUCCUCGUGGUAAAACACUGGCGGAUGAGCCGCCUUUGCUGGGCACCCUGAAACCCGGACAGAGCCAAUCUUUCCCCAGGAAUCUGGACGAAAUGGACCCCAUCGGUUCAAGGCGUCGGAGAUUGAGUCAUACAGGCAACUGGGCCAACCCGAUAUCGUUGCUUCCCAGGAGUAAUACUGCCGCUGUCACCGCAGACAGCUCUUCUGACCACCUGCCGUCGCGACGAGCAGGAUUCACCAGUAUCUUCUCCCCCAGCCGAUUCGGUUUCGGCGGUGGCAGUAGCAGUCUGCUGAAGUCGAGCGAGCCCUCUGAUCUCAGCACUGGUUACAAUCAGUUCAGUCCUCGUCACGAUCCAAUCGAUCCAGCAUCGAUUCUAGGUACUGUCCGACGAGGUUCCCUGUCCCCGAGACCUUCGUCAACCUUUUCCUUCGAUAAUCAGCUUCCUCAUCCCUCGACGGAUAAUCGUCCUUUCGGGUGGCCGUCUGCUGAAAAGCCUAACCAUCGCAGUCUUCUUGGAUUCGAUUGGGCCUCCCCGUCCAGCUGGUCCAGAGCUCAAUCUCGUCGGCCAUCUAUUACGUACGGGUCCUCUGGUCACUUGCCCCUUGGGCUGACUGGUGAGCCUGAUUUUCCUCAGGAGUCUUUUGAACGCCAAGGUCGGCCAUUGCAAGCCCCGAUUGGUACACGACCUUCGUCCUCCCAUCGCCCAGUAACUCCAAAAUUGAAUCCGGCAGCACCCACGUUCAAGACCAUCUUCAGCAGAAAGUCCGACAAGGAUAAGGAUAAAGAGAAAGGAAAGGAGAAAGAAUCCGAUGUGCCUUUUGAUUUUCACAUGGAGGAGGGCUCUCCGUCGGAGCCGCGCAUCUCGAGGGAUUCGCGUUCCCGGUCCUUGUCCAUCUUCACUGGUGAUUCGUACGAGUCGCUGGAGCGCAUGCCGUCGGCCACUUCUGCGGACAACAGCAACUCGAAGGAGUCGUUUAUUCGAAAGAUCACUCGAAAGGGCAGCUCGAGCAAAUUCGGUUCUUGGAAGGAACGCUCCGGCUUGUUCUCGAAGAAGGGCGAUUCGUCCCAGGGUGACAUCGACGAGGAUGCAAGUAGCGAGGCGCAACUUGCCAAAAGUAUUGACAGCACUGUCUCCAGCGCUCCGUCUGCAGACAGAUCGACUAGAAGCAGUCUGGGGUUUUUCAGCCGGAAGUCCAAGAAAUCGGACAAAGCUGCCAGUGAGACAAGUGAAAGGCCUAGCGAAUUGGCCAGCGAGACUGGCGAUGAUGAGAUCGCCGAGGAAGAGGAACCUUGA
Aspergillus novofumigatus IBT 16806 is the source of this 3273-nucleotide messenger RNA. RefSeq names its product Fibronectin type III domain protein. The record is from RefSeq and is a predicted model, not a curated record. Gene Ontology annotation, cellular component: nucleus. Lineage: Eukaryota; Fungi; Ascomycota; Eurotiomycetes; Eurotiales; Aspergillaceae. Gene Ontology annotation, molecular function: protein binding; ATP hydrolysis activity. The coding region runs from base 130 to 3273 and encodes 1047 amino acids. The transcript has 6 exons.